AUGGGGAAGGAGCAGGAGCUGGUGCAGGCGGUGAAGGCGGAGGACGUGGGGACCGCGCAGAGGCUGCUGCAGAGGCCGCGGCCGGGGAAGGCCAAGCUCCUGGGCUCCACCAAGAAGAUCAACGUCAACUUCCAAGACCCGGAUGGCUUCUCUGCCCUGCACCAUGCGGCCCUGAAUGGCAACACAGAAUUGAUCACGCUGCUGCUGGAAGCCCAGGCUGCCGUGGACAUCAAGGACAACAAAGGCAUGCGGCCACUGCACUAUGCGGCCUGGCAGGGUCGGAAGGAGCCCAUGAAGCUGGUGCUAAAGGCGGGCUCGGCGGUGAACAUCCCAUCGGACGAGGGCCACAUCCCCCUGCACCUGGCAGCCCAGCAUGGUCACUAUGACGUGUCUGAGAUGCUGCUUCAGCACCAGUCCAACCCGUGCAUGGUGGACAACUCGGGGAAGACGCCCCUGGACCUGGCCUGUGAGUUCGGCCGCGUUGGGGUGGUCCAGCUGCUCCUGAGCAGCAAUAUGUGUGCGGCGUUGCUGGAGCCCCGGCCGGGGGACACCACUGACCCCAAUGGCACCAGCCCCUUGCACCUGGCAGCCAAGAACGGCCAUAUUGACAUCAUCAGACUCCUCCUCCAAGCUGGCAUUGACAUUAACCGCCAGACCAAGUCCGGCACGGCCCUGCAUGAGGCCGCACUCUGCGGGAAGACGGAAGUGGUUCGGCUGCUGCUGGAUAAUGGGAUCAACGCCCACGUGAGGAACACCUACAGCCAGACGGCCCUGGACAUCGUGCACCAGUUCACCACAUCCCAGGCCGGCAAGGAGAUCAAGCAGCUGCUGCGAGAGGCCUCAGCAGCUCUGCAGGUCCGGGCAACCAAGGAUUAUUGCAAUAAUUAUGAUUUGACCAGCCUGAACGUGAAAGCUGGGGACAUCAUCACAGUCCUUGAGCAGCAUCCAGACGGCCGGUGGAAGGGCUGUAUCCACGACAACCGGACAGGCAAUGACCGGGUGGGCUACUUCCCAUCCUCCCUGGGCGAGGCCAUUGUCAAGCGAGCAGGCUCCCGAGCAGGCACCGAACCAAGCCCAACCCAGGGAGGCAGCACGUCGGGACCCUCUGCACCCCAUGAAGAGAUCUGGGUGCUGAGGAAGCCUUUUGCAGGCGGGGACCGCAGCGGCAGCUUGAGCAGUGUGUCUGGUGGCCGGAGCAGUGGGGCCCACACCCUGCACGCAGGCUCUGAAGGGGUCAAGCUCUUGGCCACAGUGCUCUCCCAGAAGUCUGUCUCCGAGUCCAGCCCUGGGGACAGUCCUGUCAAGCCUCCGGAGGGCUCUGCAGGCGCGGCCCGGGCCCAGCCUCCAGUGGCCCACGCUGGGCAGGUCUAUGCGGAACAGCCACCCAAGAAGCCGGAGCCAGCGGCAGAGGGCAAGAGCGCUGAGGCUGUUAGCCAGUGGCUCGCCACGUUCCAGCUACAGCUGUAUGCCCCCAACUUCCUCUGCGCUGGCUACGACCUGCCCACCAUCAGCCGCAUGACCCCCGAGGACCUCACGGCCAUCGGGGUCACCAAGCCGGGCCAUCGGAAGAAGAUCACAGCAGAAAUCAGUGGCCUGAGCAUUCCCGACUGGCUGCCUGAGUGCAAACCCGCUAACCUGGCCAUGUGGCUAUCCAUGAUUGGCCUGGCCCAGUACUACAAGGUCCUGGUGGACAACGGCUACGAGAACAUCGACUUCAUCACGGACAUCACCUGGGAGGACCUGCAGGAGAUUGGAAUCACCAAGCUGGGACACCAGAAGAAGCUGAUGCUGGCAGUGAGGAAACUGGCAGAGCUGCAGAAGGCAGAGUACGCCAAGUAUGAUGGGGGACCCCUGCGCCGGAAGGCGCCGCAGUCACUUGAAGUGAUGGCCAUUGAGUCACCGCCCCCACCUGAGCCUGCCCCAGCGGACUGCCAGUCUCCUAAGAUGACCACUUUCCAGGACAGCGAGCUCAGCGGUGAGCUGCAGGCUGCCAUGACUGGCCCAGCAGAGGGGGCCACUGCUACUGCUGAAAAGCCCUCCAAUCACCUGCCGCCCACUCCAAGGGCUUCCAUGCGUCAGGAACCCAGCCUGGGUGGGCGGGCACGGCACAUGAGCAGCUCGCAGGAGCUGCUGGGUGAUGGGCCCCCUGGGCCUGGCAGCCCCAUGUCACGAAGUCAGGAGUACCUGCUGGAUGAGGGGCCAGCCCCUGGUACCUCGCCCAAGGAGGCUCGGCCUGGCCGUCACAGCCACAGUGUCAAGCGGGCCAGUGUGCCCCCAGUGCCUGGUAAGCCACGGCAGGUCCUUCCACCAGGUUCCAGCCCUUUCACACCACCCCAGACUCCCACUAAAGCUCGGCCAGGUUCCCCCCAGGCCCUGGGGGGGCCUCAUGGUCCAGCCCCAGCCACCGCCAAGGUGAAGCCCACCCCACAGCUGCUGCCACCAACAGAGCGACCCAUGUCACCCCGCUCGCUGCCUCAGUCACCCACACACCGCGGCUUUGCCUAUGUGCUUCCCCAGCCUGUGGAGAGCGAGGUGGGGCCAGCUGCUCCAGGGCCUGCACCUGCUCCUGCCCCCGUGCCCAUGCUGUGCCUGCCCCCUGAGGCCGAUAUGGAGCCAGGGCGGCCCAAGAAACGUGCCCACAGCUUGAAUCGCUAUGCAGCGUCUGACAGCGAGCCGGAGCGGGACGAGCUGCUGGUGCCCACCGUUGCGGGGCCCUAUGCCACAGUCCAGCGGCGUGUAGGCCGAAGCCACUCAGUGCGGGCACCUGCUGGUGCUGACAAGAACGUCAACCGCAGCCAGUCCUUCGCUGUGCGCCCCCGAAAGAAGGGGCCUCCACCACCCCCUCCGAAGCGCUCCAGCUCAGCCAUGGCCAGUGCCAACCUGGCUGAUGAGUCGGCACCAGAUGCUGAGACUGAGGGGGCUGGGACAGAGGAUGGCCGGCUGGGGGUCCGGGCACAGCGCCGGCGGGCUAGUGACCUGGCUGGCAGUGUGGACACAGGUAGUGCUGGCAGUGUGAAGAGCAUUGCAGCCAUGCUCGAGCUGUCAUCCAUUGGGGGUGGGGGUCGGGCAGCCCGUAGGCCCCCUGAGGGCCACCCCAUGCCUCGCCCUGCUAGCCCGGAGCCAGGCCGGGUGGCCACGGUAUUGGCCUCAGUGAAGCACAAGGAGGCCAUCGGGCCUGACGGCGAGGUGGUGAACCGGCGCCGCACCCUCAGUGGGCCCGUCACAGGACUUCUGGCCACUGCCCGUCGGGGGCCUGCGGAACCGGCAGGGCCUGCAGAUCAUGGCCAUUUUGUGGAGGAUGGCACUGCCCGGCAGCGGCCUCGAGGUCCGGCCAAGGGCGAGGCGAGUGGGGAGGGCCCGCCCCUGGCCCGGGUGGAGGCCAGCGCCACACUCAAGAGGCGCAUACGAGCCAAGCAGAGCCAGCAGGAGAAUGUCAAGUUCAUCCUGACUGAGUCUGACACAGUCAAGCGGCGGCCAAAGGCCAAGGAGCGGGAGGCAGGUCCUGAGCCACCCCCACCACUGUCUGUGUACCAGAAUGGCACAGGCACGAUGCGCCGCCGACCAGCCUCUGAACAGGCUGGGCCCCUGGAGCUGCCCCCACCACCCCCACCCGCCGAGCCCCCACCCUCUGACCUGAUGCACUUGCCCCCGCUGCCCCCACCAGACAGUGAUGCCCGGAAGCCAGCCAAGCCGCCUGUCUCUCCCAAGCCUAUCCUGGCUCAGCCGGUGCCCAAGAUCCAGGGGUCGCCCACGCCUGCCUCCAAGAAGGUACCACUGCCAGGUCCAGGAAGCCCAGAGGUGAAGCGUGCUCAUUGCACGCCGCCGCCCGUGUCUCCCAAACCGCCGCCGCCGCCCACUGCGCCCAAGCCGACCAAGGCCGCGGCGGGGCUGCAGUCAGGCAGCGCCAGCCCGUCACCCUCGCCCUCGCCGGCGCGUCAGCCGCCCGCCGCCCUCGCCAAGCCGGCCAGCACGCCGCCCUCUCUGAGCGCCAGCCCAGCCAAGCCCCCGUCUCCCGGCGCGCCGGCGCUGCACGUGCCGGCUAAGCCGCCGCGUGCGGCCGCCGCCGCCGCUGCCGCUGCUGUCGUCGUGGUCGCCGCCGGGCCUCCCGCCGCGCCCGACGGCGCCUCGCCUGGGGACAGCGCCCGGCAGAAGCUGGAGGAGACGAGCGCGUGCCUGGCGGCGGCGCUGCAAGCCGUAGAAGAAAAGAUCCGGCAGGAGGACGCGCAGGGCCCGCGCCCAUCGGCCGCGGAGGAGAAGAGCACCGGCAGCAUCCUGGACGACAUCGGCAGCAUGUUUGAUGACCUGGCGGACCAGCUGGACGCCAUGCUGGAGUGACGCGGCCCACGUUGAGCAUGCCCGCGCCACCGGGGCUCCGGCCUACACACUGACCUUUACCUCAGGAUGGGCACCUCUGGGCGAGGCGCGAGUGAGCAGGGCGGUGGGCCAACGGGGGGCCGGGUGCAGAGGACUGCCCGUCAGACGGCCGUGGCUAUGAGGCGGGGGCGGGUCGUGCUGCCCAGCCCCUGCACAAGCACAACUCCUGCCCCCUGGGCCCAGGCAGGAUGCCCAGCCUGGAGGACUGCCUGGCCAGGGGACCCAAGGGCUCUGGACAGAUGCUGCUGCCCUGUGGGUGCCCGUCCCUGUCUGCUGCUCCCUGUGCAAUAACUGCUGGGCCACCUGCCCACGCCCUUCCAGGCUCCGCCCACUGUAUGUGCAGGAGGGGCAGUCCCUGGCCCCUGUCCUGAGUACAGGCUGGGCCUGCCCUGGCAGGCAGCGAGAGGGGACAGCUGCUGUAGGCCCCUUCCCAAUCUGUGGCAGAGCACAGGCCUAUGCCCAGCACAGAACUGCCCAUUGGGGACCUCUGCCAGCCACUCUGGCACAGCACAAGGGGCUGGGGUCGGGCCCCCGGCCCCAACGUACCCCCCAGAAUAUAAGCUAUUGAGAGUAUUAAUUUAUUGGGAAUGAGCUGAGGCAGAUUUCCCCAGAGAAACAAAAAGGUAUAACUUUAACAAAUAUAUAUUUAAAGAAAAAAAUAUUAUUGAUUCUAUAGAAAACCAUUUACCAACUGCAAGGACACUGGAGUCUAGCUCGAGACAAAAGCUGUUAGAGGCCCUGGCCGUUGUCUGUCCAUCCUUCCGUCCAGGAGUGGCCAGACCCCUGGCCCAGUAGCACAAAAAGGAGGCUGGGGUCUGGGGAAGGGUCCAUGCACCACCAGGGCCUCCUCUGCCCUCUCCUAACUUCUCUGCGUCUGAAGAACUCAAAGGAUGUGCCUUGCUGCUGGGCUGUGUCCUCCAUGCCGUGGACAUGGGAGGGCUCCCUCCUUUCUGGGGGGUGCUGGUGUGAGGGUCCUCCUGGGCUUUACGGGAGCUGUGCACACCGCGUGGUGAACAUGGCACGUCAGCCAAGUGAUAGCAGUGGGUGCUGGGCGUGCAUGCCAGGCUGUGUGGCACAUGGGAGGGUGUGCCGGACCCUCCUUCUCCAGGCCCGGAGCAGGCAGCCAGCCCACCCCCCCCCUCGAGUUCCCACGGACGCUUCCGCUCGUGGUCCAAGGCUAUGUUGUGUGGUUGUUCCUGCCUCUUUCUCUCUCUUUCCUCUCCCCUCGCCCCUCCAAAAAGUAUUGACUGGCCUCCUCUAUUGUGUUUGCUGAUCCACGUGUGUUGGGCACAACUUUGACAUUUCUUAAAAAAAAAAAAAAAGUUAAAAAUGCCAAAAACCAGCGAUUGUGAUGUGGGUGGGUAGAAGGGGUCAGCCGAGGUGACGUCUGGGCAUGUGAAGCCCCUUCCAGCUGUCACGCCACGAUGCUUCCCUUAGUGGAUGCUUCCCCUAGUGGACGGUAAGCACCUGGCCAUCCGCCCAGGCUGGGGCUCCAGCAGGCAGGGAGGGGGGUCUGGGCAGGGAGCUACUGUUGGCUGGCUGUCAAUAAACAGCAGAAAACGGA
This is a messenger RNA of Rhinolophus ferrumequinum (greater horseshoe bat), 5938 nucleotides long. RefSeq names its product CASK interacting protein 1 (gene CASKIN1). The transcript is spliced from 20 exons. Bases 1 to 4335 code for a protein of 1444 amino acids. The record is from RefSeq and is a predicted model, not a curated record. Gene Ontology annotation, molecular function: protein binding. NCBI's taxonomy places the organism in Eukaryota, Metazoa, Chordata, Mammalia, Chiroptera, Rhinolophidae.